This is a messenger RNA of Chrysochloris asiatica (Cape golden mole), 2389 nucleotides long. It is a transcript of the gene C2, whose product is annotated as complement component 2. NCBI's taxonomy places the organism in Eukaryota, Metazoa, Chordata, Mammalia, Afrosoricida, Chrysochloridae. The record is from RefSeq and is a predicted model, not a curated record. Gene Ontology annotation, molecular function: serine-type endopeptidase activity. The coding region runs from base 134 to 2389 and encodes 751 amino acids. Gene Ontology annotation, biological process: proteolysis; complement activation. Gene Ontology annotation, cellular component: extracellular region. The transcript is spliced from 18 exons.
UUCCCCUCUCCACUCCCUAGUUUCUUUUCCCUGGCUGCAAAUGAUGGGCUGCUGAGUCAGCUCUGGUUUUCAGGAAGUCAGAUGAUCUUUCCCUUCCUAGUUAUCUGCCUCUCCCUGCCCCAAGGUAGACGCUAUGGACCCUUUGGUGAUUCUCCUUUGCCUGCUGCCCCUGUACCCAGGCCUGGCUGCAGCCACUCCCUCCUGCCCUCAGAACGUGAAUAUCUCUGGAGGAGGCACGUUCACCCUUAGCCAGGGCUGGGCCCCUGGGAGCCUGCUCACCUACUCCUGCCCCCUGGGCUACUAUCCAUCCCCUGCAUCACGACUGUGCAAGAGCAACGGACAAUGGCAGACCUCUGGAGCCAGAUCGCUGAAGAAGGCCGUCUGCAGAAGUGUUCGCUGUCCAGCCCCUGCUUCCUUUGAGAAUGGCAUAUACACCCCACGUCUGGGAUCCUACUCCGUGGGCAGCAACCUCAGCUUUGAAUGUGAAGAUGGCUUCACACUGCGGGGCUCCCCUGUGCGGCAGUGUCGCCCCAACGGCAUGUGGGACGGAGAGACAACUGUGUGUGAUAAUGGCGCUGGCCACUGCCCAAACCCGGGUACUUCGGUGGGUGCCGUGCGGACUGGGUCCCACUUUGACCUUGGGGAUAAGGUCAUUUACCGCUGCUCCUCAAGUCUGGUGCUGACAGGGUCCAAAGAGCGGGAGUGUCAGGAGGACGGGGUCUGGAGUGGAACAGAGCCCAUCUGCCGCCAACCCUACUCGUAUGACUUCCCCGAAGAUGUGGCUCCUGCCCUGGGCUCCUCCUUGUCCCACUUACUUGGAGCUACCAAUCCCACCCAGAAGAAGAAUGAAAACCUGGGCCGCAAAAUCCAAAUCCAGCGUUCUGGUCACUUGAACCUCUACCUGCUCCUGGAUGCCUCUCAAAGUGUGACAGAGGAUGACUUCCAAAUCUUCAAGGAGAGUGCUGCCAUCAUGGUGGACAGGCUCUUUAGCUUUGAGAUCAAGGUUAGUGUCGCCAUCAUCACCUUUGCCUCAAAGCCCAAAGUCAUCAUGUCUGUAUUGAACGAAAACUCCCAGGAUGUAACUGAAGUGAUCAGCAGUCUGGAAAAUAUCAACUAUAAGGACCAUGAAAAUGGGACUGGGACCAACACCUAUGAGGCCCUAAAUAGUGUUUAUAUCAUGAUGAAUAACCAAAUGCAACGCUUUGGUAUGAAGACAGUGGCCUGGCAGGAGAUCCGACAUGCCAUCAUUCUUCUGACAGAUGGAAAAUCCAAUAUGGGAGGCUCUCCCAAACCAGCUAUUAACAAUAUCAAAGAGAUCCUGAACAUCAAGCAGAAGAGGAAUGACUAUCUGGACAUCUAUGCCAUUGGGGUUGGCAAGCUGGAUGUGGACUGGAGAGAACUGAACGAGCUAGGAUCCAAGAAAGAUGGGGAGCGCCAUGCCUUCAUCUUGCAGGACUCACAGGCUCUGCACCAGGUCUUUGAGCACAUGCUGGAUGUUUCCCAGCUCACAGACACCAUCUGCGGGGUGGGAAAUAUGUCGGCCAAUGCCUCGGACCAGGAGAGGACACCCUGGCAUGUCACCAUUAAGCCCAAGAGCCUGGAGACCUGCCGGGGGACCCUCAUCUCAGACCAGUGGGUCCUGACAGCUGCUCACUGCUUCCGCAAUGCCGAGGAGCUCACUCUGUGGAGAGUCUUUGUAGGGGACCCCAACUCCGAAUGGGGCAAAGACUUUCGUAUAGAGAAGUUGGUGAAAUCUCCGGGGUUUGAUGUCUUUGCCAAGAAAGACCAGGGGAUUCCAGAGUUCUAUGGAGAUGACAUUGCCCUGCUGAAGCUGGCCCAGAAAGUGAAGAUGUCAACCCAUGCCAGGCCUAUCUGCCUUCCCUGCACAGUGGAGGCCAAUCUGGCUCUGCGGAGACCCCAAGGCAGCACCUGCCAGGACCAUGAGAAUGAACUUCUGAACAAACUGAGUGUUCCCGCACAUUUUGUCGCCUUAAAUGGGAACAAACUGAAUGUUAACCUCAAGACAGGGUCAGAGUGGACAAGCUGUGCCCAAGUUGUCUCUCAAGACAAAACCACAUUCCCCAACCUGACAGAUUUCAGAGAGGUGGUGACAGACCAGUUCCUGUGCAGUGGGACCCAGGAGGAUGACAAUCCCUGCAAGGGAGAAUCUGGGGGAGCAGUGUUCCUUGAGCGGAGAUAUAGGUUUUUUCAGGUGGGCCUGGUGAGCUGGGGUCUCUACAACCCUUGUCUUAAAUCUGACAAAAACUCCCGAAAAAAGGCCCCUCGUGGUAGGAUACCACCACCAAGAGACUUCCACCUCAGUCUUUUCCGCCUGCAGCCUUGGCUGAGGGAGCACCUACAGGGGGUCCUGAAAUUCUUGCCCCUCUAA